Messenger RNA from Cloeon dipterum, 1000 nucleotides. RefSeq lists its product as uncharacterized. The record is from RefSeq and is a predicted model, not a curated record. The coding region runs from base 163 to 807 and encodes 214 amino acids. The transcript has 5 exons. Lineage: Eukaryota; Metazoa; Arthropoda; Insecta; Ephemeroptera; Baetidae.
UCAGGUCGGGCGAGCGAACAGGCAGUCGUUGCACAGGCACCGAACACACCGGACAGACCUCGCCGUCGAGGUAGUGGCCGGCUCUACCAGCUCGCGCUCGACGCGAAAGAGAAAGAAAGACACCAGAUUCGAAUUCAGCCGGACAGACCGUUGUCGUCAACAAUGGUAGUGGCCGAAAAAUCAGCAGCCAACCCCAAAGCGAGCAACACAAUGCUCUGGGUGCAGACCUCCCCGCUGCAAGUGCAGUGUGAAGUGCAUGAGAAGGGCACCGAAUGGUACUACAUUCCACGUCCAUCUCUGUCUUCGCGGGCAUCGAGUCGUCGCGAUUCCGAGGACAACUCGGACAAACAUAGCUGGAGCAACACUUCCAGGCACUCUAGUCUCGGCUACUCGACGCACCCGGGGGUACAUGGCAACGGCGGCGCCUCCUCGUCUUCCACCUCGUCAGCCAGUUCGCAGCUAAGCGGCAACAGCGGUCAUCCCUUAGUAACUGCGCCCACGUGGCUGCCCCCUCAUCCCCCAGCACUGAUCGUCAAGGACGAAAUUCACAAGCAGGACGUGGAAUCAGGUGGCGAAAUCGGAACCAUCAGCAAAAGAUGCGAUGGCGACAGUAUUUCGUUGGCCUCCUCAACGCACUUCACCAUGAUCGGGGGUGUCAGCGUCAAGGGGCGAAGAAGAAGCCGCUGCUGCAGCCAAUCUCAUCGCAUCACUGUUCUCGUUCUUACCAUGAGUUUCAUUUUCCUACUAGGCAUCACUAUCGCAUGCAUCCUUAUGGAAAUGCGAGUUAAGGAAUACAACGCGCGGUGAUAUGAUUCCGAGUGGCUGUUUGGACAAAGAGUGCUGUGGAGUUUAAGCUCGAUAUUCUGAGUGCUAAAGCUAUAAUGCUGCUUCAACUGAAAUGUGCUGUAAUAUUUAUUUUGAAUUGAUACUGUUAAGAUAAUUUAUAUAAAAUAAUAGAUGCGACUGCAAAAUUAAAAAUAAUGCAUUGUAUUCAAAUCAA